Molecule: messenger RNA, 4104 nt
Organism: Pipra filicauda (Wire-tailed manakin)
Lineage: Eukaryota; Metazoa; Chordata; Aves; Passeriformes; Pipridae
Gene: NXT2
Product: nuclear transport factor 2 like export factor 2
Exons: 9
Coding region: 1471-2016 (181 amino acids)
Biological process (GO): protein import into nucleus
Cellular component (GO): nuclear pore central transport channel
Source: RefSeq, a predicted model, not a curated record
UGUAAAAAAUUUCUUCCUAAUAUCCAACCUAAACCUCCCCUGGCAAAGCUUAAGACCAUGUGUGUGACUGUCCCACCACUCCAAAGGCAGGAGCCACUUCCAGCCCUUUGCCCGCCUCCCCAGCACUUUCUUCCUCUCAUAAUUAAUUCCUGCCUUUGCCAGCUCACUGAUGUCCUCACAGAGAACAAUGUCCAAGUUCAUGACCGCCCCGAACCCACGCCGUGUUCCCGUGCUGUGUGGGGCACUUAAUCCACAGGGCAGGGCAGGGUGUUGGCAGCUGAUGCUGUCCCUGGUGCCUUCUCACUCUUAAUAACCCUGCCAAAGGUACGUUUCAUUUGAGUUAGGAGUUUGUGUGUACCAGUCAUGUCAAGUGUAAAAAUAAUCCUUUUCCCGUAACACAACUGCAAAGAUCAUUUCUCAAGCCAGUAAUUUUGACCACACGUCUCUUUACUUUCUUGAUUUGCUUUCAAGGUCAUUCUUUGGCUAUGAUUCAUUAGGAGAUGACAACUCUCAACAAUUCCUGACACCAGCUUACACCACCCGCUUGUUUUGUUUUUGGAUAAAUAGCUCUAUGUUUUCUUUCAUUCUGACUCUCAGGUAUGGGAAAGGAUAUUUUUUGGAGUCUCCAGUAACUCAGUUUGGAAGCUGGCAUGCCGAGUCUUGUACUUGCUGUAUUGAUUGUUAAUGCCUCAUUAUUUUUUCAUGCUUCUCUAUCUGUUCACUGCCUGCUCACCAUGUGUUUGAACUGCACUCUUUUUGUUUUGUGUUUUUACAGCAUCUAACAUGGUAUGUUCCUGUCCGUGAUUAGAGCUCCAAAGUGUUAUGGCAAUACAAUGAAUAAGUUGCAACUACGGAAAUCAACUGUACAGGGAAAUCAAGGUCCCCUCUUCAUGUCUCUUGAUCUUCACCAGACUUGAAGAACCUGUAGUUCUUGGAGCUGGAGUUUCCACAAGCGGCUACAAUGUCUGUAAUAUAAAGCAAUUAAGCGAUUGGUAGUUGUAUUGUUGAGCCAGUUGGAGGGACAAAUAUGUCAUCUACUGCUGAAGGACUGAGGGACAAGGAAUAGGUUCCUGUAAGUGUCCGUGAAAUUCCACAAAGAGUGAUAUUGUUAACUCAGGGGCAACCUUUUGGGACAUCUGAGUUCCAGGAUCUCCACGGCUGUUCCAUGUCUACACUGCCUUCAAAGGAAGCACAGAGAGGGGGUUGCCUUCACAGCACCCUCAAAACAAUUGAGAAUCAGCUCAUUUUGUACAGCUCUUCCUUCCCUGACAGCCCUUCCUGUUAAAAGAUGCAGUCUCUGUCUAAUAUUUGCCUUCAAAGAGCUGAUGGAAUUGUUUGACAUUUAGCCAAGAUAUUUGCUAUAACUGGAGCUUGAACACUGGGACUUUGGAACUGAGGUACUGGUUAAAGUAUCAUCUGUCUGGGGGGAUUUCCAGCAACUAAUGAUUUUGAAGGUUGGCUUUACUGAUCAUGGAAUGGAAUCCCCGCUGGCGGCCGGAGCGGGUUUGCGGGCGGAACGCUCGCGGGGGCACCGCGGCGCGGCGGAACCGUCCCGUGUGCACUUCCGGCGCCCUCCCGCCUCGCCGCUCCAUGGCCGCGUCCGUGGAUUUCAAAACCUAUGUGGAUCAAGCUUGUAGAGCUGCAGAUGAGUUUGUCAAUAUUUAUUAUGAGACAAUGGAUAAGAGGAGAAGGGCUUUAACCAGACUAUAUUUGGACAAAGCCACGUUAGUUUGGAAUGGGAAUGCAGUGUCUGGGCAAGAAGAACUAAAUAAAUUUUUUGAAAUGUUGCCAUCAAGUGAGUUCCAGGUUAAUGUGUUGGACUGCCAGCCUGUUCACGAACAAGCUACUCAAGGCCAGACAACAGUGCUCGUGGUGACAAGUGGGACUGUCAAAUUUGAUGGCGAUAAGCAGCGCUACUUCAAUCAGAACUUCUUGCUGACAGCACAGGCCACCCCGACCAACACCGUGUGGAAGAUCGCCGGGGAUUGCUUCCGCUUCCAGGACUGGGCCAGUUAGCAGGGACUGCCAGGGAAGUGACCUCUCUCAUUUGGCACGAAGGAGUCCACUGUGCAGGCAGCUGUUCUCCCCAGGGAACACACGCGCUCUUUGUGUUGCAUCUGUUGUUAUGGAAGGUCCGCAGAUCCUUCGGGGUUGGUUCCAGUGACCACGGCUUUAGUAAUAAUCUUAAAAUGUGAGAGGUUGCUCGUGUUAGUUGAAUUUAGUGAAGUGCUGAAGGCAGUGAGCUGUACUCGAAUCAUUCCUCAAAUGCCUUACAUGCAGCUGUGCUGCCGCUGCUGAAUGCUCAAACUCUGCUAUUUAAGUACAAAAUCCUAUUCAUAUACAAUUCUGACCAAAUGUAGUUUUUUUUCAACUUGAAAAGACCUGUUUUUACAGUAGCAUCUUCUCUUUUUUGAAGAAGAUGCUUGUGGCAUGUGGAUGGAAUUCCGAAAGCUACCUACUCCUGGUUGUAAGAGGCUGGGAAGGAUUGCAGUGGUUUCUACUGUUUGUGAAAGGAGCAAAUCUCUCAAUCCAUUGGAAAGGUAAUGUUACCUUCUCUGAUGUGAUAGAACUAAAUAAUCUCAUCAGGUUUCCUUCUGGUCUGAGCUUCCCAGACUUUGGUCAUGGUUAAUUUACAUGGAUUCACAUGUAGGGCAUGCUGAAUGAUUCGGAGCUCCUGUGCCAACAACUUGCCACAUGCAUGUAAAGGACUUCAAACUGAAUAUUUUUCUUUUGAAGUCUUACAGUGACCUAGAAAUAGGUUGGUAACAUGAUUUCUGUUUGCUUUAACUGUUCAUUCUGUUGUUAUGAGGUUUGGACUAUUUUUCCUAUGUUAAGUCUGCAACUUUUGAAUCCUUUUUGUCUUUUCAAGAACCAUUGUAGUUACAAAGUGGCACUGAAAGUGUGUAUUACUGUGAAGCCUUCAAUUUUUCUCUUCAGUACUGUUAUUCAGAACAGGUGCUUGAAUUAUUUUCAAGAACAGCAGCUCUGCACCACAAACACUAUCUUCCUCUCAUGCAGGUUUUUACUGUAUUUUUCAUGUUCUUUGUAAACAUGGCCUUUAAUUAUUGAUUCUGGGGCGUUUUGUGUGUCUUGCUUUGAAUUUGCAGUUUAAAGCUUUCAGCUGCUUUAAAAUAGUUUUCAAGACUGCAGGUUAAGAGUGUCUGUCUUAACUUGGGAACUUAAGAGUAAAUCUGGAUAUCAGCAGAUUUGUUUCAAAUUGGUCUGUUUCUGUUUUAAGCUGAGUAAAAAACAAACAAACAAACCCCAAAAUGUAGCUGUAUCUGUGAGCACUUGCUUGUAACUAAAAAUACAGGAGGGGAGCCUGUAACUCCCAUCAUAACCCGUGUGACAAUGACAACAGCAGUCUGAAAGCAGUUACAGCUGCAGCUCACUGGUUCUAUGGCUUAAAUGGAGAAAACUGUGAAAAUGAGCAAUAUCUGACAUGUGUAAAACAUCCUAAAGCAUCUGUAGUUUGCAAUAUAAUCCCACAAAUAACGGAGUGUUUAGGUGAAAUGGGCGGCUGUAUUUCCUUUUCAGGCCCUCUAGUCUUUACAGCAGUAAGUUAGAAUUAGUAAUUUGUGUCUAUUCAGAGGCUGUUUAUGGUCAGAAGUAUUGUGUACCUAUUUUUCAGGCUGAAGAAUUUGAAUUCCUGCAGACCAGUGCAGGAACAGAAUUUUUGAAAACUGUAAAUAUUGUAAAUACGUUGUUAUUUCUGUAUGUAGUGAAGAAAGGAUCACUCUAUUUAAUUACUGUUUGUUCUUAAGAGAAUACGCAAUGUUCAUAUAUUUGUAUUUCCUAUACAAAAGUUUGAAAAGACAACAUAACCCUAAACAUGCCUGUAACUGGUACAGCAUUGUUGAACUGUGACACUGGUGUGGUGUACUCUACUGGCUGUUUAAUUUGCUCUUGAUUGUGUAAGUGGUGUUACAGAUCUGCUUUGCAAACACAAAACAGGUUUUGCCUUUUAAAAUGUAGUAAUGGGUGCAACUGUAGCAUUGGCUUGUUGGACUUUGAAGGCGGUCACCAGAACACACACUUAUAUCAGUACCUGAUAAGAUUGUCAUGUGAAUAAAUACUUUUUGGAUAUUUUUAUCCAAGUUUGAA